Alternaria postmessia is the source of this 1992-nucleotide messenger RNA. RefSeq lists its product as uncharacterized. NCBI's taxonomy places the organism in Eukaryota, Fungi, Ascomycota, Dothideomycetes, Pleosporales, Pleosporaceae. The transcript has a single exon. Bases 1 to 1992 code for a protein of 663 amino acids. The record is from RefSeq and is a predicted model, not a curated record.
AUGCCGCUCUAUUUACACCCUCACCUGAAGCGGGGACUGGACUUUGAUGGUUUCCAUGUCGACCCAGAAGACCUCCUCGAAGAACCACUCGCAGAAUACGAGGACGCUGAGCACCGGGCAGCGAAGCGACGAAGAAUCGAAGCGAUUGCAUCCCGAUAUCUGCGUGGCCGAGCACCCGUCAUUGUCACAGCAGGGCUAAGAGGACCCUUCAACAAUGACUGGAAGAACCCAUGGGCAAAACCCAUAGUAGAAAAAAAGAAGAAGAAGAUAUCACACAAGAGCAACAAGGCCGCUGUUGGUCGAAGAGACGCAAUUGGGCAUAGGAGCAGCGCAAGGGUGAGGAGGAGCACUGAAAGCGUUGUCGUCGAAGAAUCCGCGCCGCCCCAGACAGAGUCGCCAGAAACAUCCAGGGCUGCCAAGGACGACCUCGACCGCCGCGAACACGACGAUAGCCUCGACGAAAUCGAAGUCCCGCCCGCGACAGCGCCCUUACCCGACGACGACGACGAAGAAGAUGUACCCGAAACGAUAGAAUCCGUGAGCAUAUCCACGGCUAGAUGCAUACAAAGUCGCUCUCCCAUGACAAACCCAUUCUGGUUGCGUCGCCCUGACUCCGCCAGAGUCGACAUGCGCAAAGCCACAAACCGGAACACGGACACGUCUCCAACACGAUCACGAUCGCGAAAUAGCGCCUCACAAACACAAACGUUAUCAGAAUUGCGGCUCAGUCUCCCAAAAGCACCUAUUCAGGCUCAGACAUCGGCACUUGGAGCAUUGGAGCAAGAGGAAUGGGCAUCAAGCGCGUCGGCUUCCAUGAUGAUAUCCUCACCUACCAGGGGUGCCGAUACGGAAGUUCAGGCACAAGUCCUAACCGCUGCAGACUCAGUAACCGAGGCAGGUGAUACUCCGGCUCUGACCAUAGCAACACCUCACAGCAGUCAGUCGGGACAACGGUCACAGCGGACAGUACCGAUCAUUACUUCUUCGAUAGGAAGUCAAGGAAGACGUACAAGAGAUGAUGUACAGCAGUCUGCGGGCCGAUCUAUCAACUCAACAUCAGCCUCGAACCCAAGAGAACCGCCACGACGCUCCAGUCACCAAGAUACACAUAAUGCGUCCACGCCCAGGCCAGUUUCUAGAAAAUCGAAACUGAGGCCGAGAGCAGUCAACUUCGACUCAUCGCCAGAGAAAGCUCCCUCAGUCAGAGAACCAGUUGCUGACAAGACUGCUACCCAGGAUGAAGCCAAGAAUGAGCUGCAGGAGGUCUGUACAGAGGAAGUUACCGUCGAAGUGCAAGCAUCUCCGCAGGUGGAAGGACAUGUUACUGUGGUCCAGGAUGAGAAUUCGGAUUUCCGCACAAGUCGAGGCAGUCAUAAUUCUGACUGGUCUACACAAGCCGCAUUGCUGCGAGCUCAGCUUGAGUUCCAGCAAAGCACUUUCCCCAUAGUAUCGCCUGAGGUCCUUCGAUUGGAUUCACAACCCUCACUUCGAGAUACACCCCGUCCGUAUUUGGCCGCUCCCAUCGCAGCAACUACACCCCAUUCUGGCUUCACGGUCCAGCGAGACGAACCGCUGGCACCCGAGACUGUACUGCAGGCUCCACCCAUCAGUACGCAGGACCUCUUUGGCGCAGCGUCACCAUUCGCGUUCAGCACAGUGAAGAAGAAGCCUGAAGAAUCACAACGAAGCAAUCUGCGGUUCGCUCUCAGUCCUAGUGAUGGGGUACUGAAAGCUGACGCAAUCGCUAAGAGCCCCACUCCUGGUACCGACCGAAUUCCAUUGAAGGAUAAGAACAACAUCACAUCGAUCUGGAGCUUCACUACAGACAAAGCUUCACAAGGAUCUCAGGGGCUUUUAGGUGACAUGUCCAAGGGGGCGUUGAAGGACAUUAGAUUCCCAGCACUGGACAUCGACACGUCACUAGGUGACUUCGGCCCUACUGGUGAUCUGGAUUUUACAGAUCGAUUCCUUCGUAAUAUAGACGACACUUGA